UUGUUCUGGCGGUGUGACGUCAUUAGGCUGCGCUGCACUCCUGCGUCUGUUGAGGUCUGCUGCAGAAAGACCUGAUGCUGCAAGAAAUGGAAGAGAAAACUCGGUAUGAGGAAAAUCCUGAUUUCAUAACUGGAGAAAAACCUUUUAUUUGCUCCCAGACUGAAAAGUCCCAACAUGAGGUUUCUUCUGAGAAGAGAGCCAAAAAGACAAGCGCUAGAAGUCUCUUCAGCUGCCAACAGUGUGGAAAGAGCUUCAAACAAAAAGAAAACCUUAAAGUCCACACGAGAAUCCACACCGGAGAGAAACCUUUCAGCUGUCAACAGUGUGGAAAGAGCUUCACGCAGAAGGUAAGCCUCACGUUUCAUAUGAAAGUUCACACUGGAGAGACCCCAUACUCCUGCCAGCAGUGUGGAAACCGCUUCACUGAGAAACGAAGCCUUGAAAUCCACUCGAGGAUCCACAGCGGAGAGAAGCCCUUCUCCUGCAGAGAGUGUGGGAGACGCUUCAUUCGAAGAGAAGACCUGAAGAGUCACGCCAGAGUUCACAGCGGAGAGAAGCCUCACACCUGUCCUCAGUGUGGAAAGAGCUUCACAGAGAAAGGAAACCUGUCGACUCACAUGAGGAUCCACACCGGAGAGAAACCUUUCGUUUGUGUUGAGUGUGGCGGCAGCUUCAGAAGUAAAGCCAACUUCAACUGCCACAUGAAGAAACACUCGUGAAACACUCACACCUGGCCUCAGUGUGGACACCUUCAUGACAGACGGAAACAGGAGAGAUUUAUAUCCUCAGCAUCAUGUGUUCAUCAGAUGUUCCUCAAUAAAAGAGCAUCAGCUGUACGCCGAGUGACACAGACAUACUGAGAAUCAGUUUUAAAACAGUUUUGGGAUCAGUCUCAGUAAGUUUUAAUGUGGAAUUGGAUGUUUACACAAGAACGGUCUACUGUUUGUUAAACACUUGACCAUUUCAAUAUGGAGUCAGUAUUGACCUUGUACAGUACAGUUAGUAGAUCUGAGCGGGUGAUUAACAGCUGUCCACCAUGUUAAUAUGCCAAUGAAUGGUCUAAAAACGAGCAUCUUAUUACUAAUGUGGCUUGGUGAGUUUAAAACAUCUGUCCUUAUAUAAUUAUAUCAUUUACUAACCAAAUUAUACCACUUUAGAUUAGGGAACAUUCAUUGUUCACUACUAACUAGAUGCUAAUUAGCAUGCAUAUUUUUAGCAUAUUGGCUGUUUAUUAGUACUACUUAAUUCUCUUUAACCCUACACAUCUAAACCUUAACUUAAUAUUAACAUCAGACAGUUAGGUGUUUAUUGAGGAAAAACUUUCAGUCAAUAGUGAUUGUGUUUCCAAUAAUAAUACUGUAAUUCAUUGACUGCAGAAUAUUUCUUCACAUUUACACAGAAGCAAAGCUGUCGAUUCAGUAGCACUGUUAUUUCAUAGCAUAGAUCUGAUGUACAGUAUCGUAGAACACAUACUUUAUAAAUCGAGCAGGGGUCUUCAACUACUCUUCUUUGAGGGACAGAUAUUAAAAAUGUAGAUAUGAUGCAGGCCUAAGUGUUACCAUACUCUUUAAACCUAUCAUAUAUUAUUGUGUUAUAAUCUAUGUUGUUUUUGUUACAGGUCAUACAUUAAAAACAUGCACACACAUGUAUGAUAUUUACUUACUCUUGUCCCCAGGGCUGCGUUAAAGGGUUACUCCACCACAAAAUGGACAUUUUUGUCAUUAUUCACUUACCCCCAUGUCGUUCCUAACCCGUAAAAGCUUUGUUCAUCUUCAGAACACAAUUUAAGAUAAUUUGGGUGAAACCAGGAGGCGUGUAACUGUCCCAUAGACUGCCAAAUAAAUAACAGUGUCGAGGUCCAGGAAAUAUAUGAAAGACAUCGUCAGAAUAGUCCAUCUGCCAUCGGUGGGUAAACCAUAGCUUUAUAAAGUGACGAGAAUACUGUUUGUACGAGAAGAAAACAAAAAUAAUGACUUUAUUCAACAGUUCCUCUCGUCUGUGUCUCUCCAAAGCCACAGAAAAGCGUACGCCUCCUGCAUACUGCUCAGAUUUGUCAAGAGGGCACUACGCUGAUUUGGAGAGACACAGAGGAGACAAAGUGUUGAAUACAGUCAUUAUUUAUGUUUUCUUUGUGUACACUCUUUACUUUAUAAACUACUUAAAUGUCUUAAUUUAACUAAGGCCUCCUGUCCAGGAAAUACAGUUUGUAAUAUGGUCUUGACUCUGUAAAAUGCUGAUGUUACUAUAUAUAUAAUGUGAGUUACACAAUCAUGCAGCAAAUACAUUAUGUAGUUCUUUUAAAAAAAA
This is a messenger RNA of Carassius auratus (goldfish), 2307 nucleotides long. RefSeq names its product gastrula zinc finger protein XlCGF7.1-like. Gene Ontology annotation, molecular function: RNA polymerase II cis-regulatory region sequence-specific DNA binding; DNA-binding transcription factor activity, RNA polymerase II-specific. The transcript is spliced from 2 exons. The record is from RefSeq and is a predicted model, not a curated record. Gene Ontology annotation, biological process: regulation of transcription by RNA polymerase II. Lineage: Eukaryota; Metazoa; Chordata; Actinopteri; Cypriniformes; Cyprinidae. The coding region runs from base 75 to 719 and encodes 214 amino acids.